Messenger RNA from Entrophospora sp. SA101, 255 nucleotides. NCBI's taxonomy places the organism in Eukaryota, Fungi, Glomeromycota, Glomeromycetes, Entrophosporales, Entrophosporaceae. The record is from the annotation of a GenBank genome assembly.
AUGGAAUCUGGAAGUGAAGGUUCAUCUUCUGAAAGAUUCCAAAUAACUGAUUUUGGUGUGAAAUGUUUUGUGGUAGGAGUUGAAGUUAAAUUUGAUGAAAUCGUACUUAUGCGUGGAAGAUUUGGCUGUAAAAUCAAUGAUGAUGUUGAUGUUGAUGUUGGAGAAGUAGAAAUUGAUAAUUAUGAUUAUGAGGUACUUGUGAGUACUGAUAAAGAUAAAGAACAUAACAUGAAGAAGAUUGAGAAGAAUAGAUGA